AGCGUCGGUGCGUCAGUGUUGCUGGACCCAUCACUACGGUUUAGUGUCCAGGUGUGGAGUUGAGCUUUUGUUGGUGGGUGUAAAGAAACUACUGACUUUAGUCCACAAGAAGAUGAUGAUGGAGGAAGAGGAGGACAGAGCAGAGUCUGCAGGAUCCAGCCGUCCGUCUGUGACCAGUGACCGGUCCAAAGGUCACAAUCCAAACUUCAGUGAUGAAACUGGACCAUUGAGAGGUCAGAGGUCCCCGUCUGGAGGAUUGAGCCGUCCGUCUGUGACCAGUGACCGGUCCAAAGGUCACAAUCCAAACUUCAGUGAUGAACCUGGGCCAAUGAGAGUGGACCAGGAGAGCUCAGAGCUUCCCAGUGGUCAGUCUGACCAGCAGCAUCAAACAAACCUGGACUCCAUAUUUAUGCUGCUGGAGGACAACAUCAUCACUUUUGUGAAGAAUGAGCUGAAGAAGAUCCAGAAGGUUCUGAGUCCAGAUUACCCAGAAUGCUUAGAGAGCCAGAGAAACAGCAGCAGCGAGGCAUUUGUGAAGAUCACACUGGACUUUCUGAGGAGAAUGAAGCAGGAGGAGUUGGCUGACCGUCUGCAGAGCAAACAUCUUGCUGAAGUUUGUCAACGUAAACUUAAAUCUGCACUGAAGAAGAAGUUCCAGUGUGUGUUUGAGGGGAUCGCUAAAGCAGGAAACCCAACCCUUCUGAAUCAGAUCUACACAGAGCUCUACAUCACAGAGAGAGGGACUGCAGAGGUCAAUGAUGAACAUGAGGUCAGACAGAUUGAAGCGUCAUCCAGGAAACCAGAUAAAUCAGACACAACAAUCAGUCAAGAGGACAUUUUUAAACCCACACGUGGAAGAGAUGAACCAAUCAGAACAGUGCUGACAAAGGGAGUGUCUGGCAUUGGGAAAACAGUCUUAACACAGAAAUACACCCUGGACUGGGCUGAAGACAAAGCCAACCAGGACAUCCACUUCAUAUUUCCCUUCACUUUCAAAGAGCUGAAUGUGCUGAAAGAGGAAAAGUUCAGCUUGGUGGAACUUGUUCAUCACUUCUUUACUGAAACCAAAGAAGCAGGAAUCUCCAGCUUUGAAGACUUCCAGGUUGUGUUCAUCUUUGAUGGUCUGGAUGAGUGUCGACUUCCUCUGGACUUCCACAAAACUAAAAUCCUAACUGACCCUAUAAAGUCCACCUCAGUGGAUGUGCUGCUGAUAAAUCUCAUCAGGGGGAAACUGCUUCCCUCUGCUCGCCUCUGGAUAACCACACGACCUGCAGCAGCCAAUCAGAUCCCUCCUGCAUGUGUUAGCAUGGUGACAGAGGUCAGAGGGUUCACUGACCCACAGAAGGAGGAGUACUUCAGGAAGAGAUUCACAGACAAGAAGUAUUCCAGCAGGAUCAUCUCCCACAUCAAGACAUCACGAAGUGUCCACAUCAUGUGCCACAUCCCAGUCUUCUGCUGGAUCACUGCUACAGUUCUGGAGGAUGUGCUGAAAACCAGAGAGGGAGGACAGCUGCCCAAGACCCUGACUGACAUGUACAUCCACUUCUUGGUGGUUCAGGCCAAAGUGAAAAAGGGCAAGUAUGAUGGAGGAGCUGAGACAGAUCCACACUGGAGUCCAGAGAGCAGGAAGAUGAUUGAGUCUCUGGGGAAACUGGCUUUUGAUCAGCUGCAGAAAGGAAACCUGAUCUUCUAUGAAUCAGACCUGACAGAGUGUGGCAUCGAUAUCAGAGCAGCCUCUGUGUACUCAGGAGUGUUCACACAGAUCUUUAAAGAGGUGAGAGGACUGUACCAGGACAAGGUGUACUGCUUCAUCCAUCUGAGUGUUCAGGAGUUUCUGGCUGCUCUUCAUGUCCAUCUGACCUCCAUCAACUCUGGACUCAAUUUGCUGGAAGAACAACAAAUUACUACUAAGAAGUUUAAAUUAUUUAGAAAACUUUGCAAUUUAAAAUUGGUCUACCAGAGUGCUGUGAACAAGACUUUACAGAGUCCAAAUGGACACCUGGACUUGUUCCUCCGCUUCCUCCUGGGUCUUUCACUGCGGACCAAUCAGACUCUUCUUCGAGGUCUGCUGACACAGAGAGGAUGUGACUCACAGACAAAUCAGGAAACAGUCCAGUACAUCAAGGAGAAGCUCAGUGAGAAUCUGUCUGCAGAGCAAAGCAUCAAUCUGCUCCACUGUCUGAAUGAACUGAAUGAUCGUUCUCUAGUGGGGGAGAUCCAACAGUCCCUGAGUUCAGGAAGUCUCUCCACAGAUGAACUGUCUCCUGCUCAGUGGUCAGCUCUGGUCUUCAUCUUACUGUCAUCAGAAAAAGAUCUGCAUGUGUUUGACCUGAAGAAAUACUCUGCUUCAGAGGAGGCUCUUCUGAGGCUGCUGCCAGUGGUCAAAGCCUCCAACAAAGCUCUAUUGUGGGACUGUGGUUUGUCAGAGAUCGGCUGUGAUUAUCUGGCAGCAGCACUCAAGUCCAAUCCCUCCCACCUGAGAGAGCUGGACCUGAGCUUGAACAACCUGCAGGAUUCAGGAGUGAAGCAUCUGUGUUGUUUUCUUGAGAGUCCAGGAUGUGGACUUGUAACUCUGAGAUUGAAGAGCUGUGGUUUGUCAGAGAUCAGCUGUGAUUAUCUGCGAGCAGCACUGAAGUCCAACCCCUCCCAUCUGAGAGAGCUCAACCUGAGUGACAAUGAAAAGCUGCAGGAUUCAGGAGUGAAGCAUCUGUGUUGUUUUCUGGAGAGUCCAGGAUGUGAACUUGAAACUCUGAGAUUGAAGAGCUGUGGUUUGUCAGAGAUCAGCUGUGAUUAUCUGCGAGCAGCACUGAAGUCCAACCCCUCCCACCUGAGAGAGCUGGACCUGAGCUUGAACAACCUGCAGGAUGCAGGAGUGAAGCAUCUGUGUUGUUUUCUGGAGAGUCCAGGAUGUGGACUUGAAACUCUGAGAUUGAAGAGCUGUGGUUUGUCAGAGAUCAGCUGUGAUAAUCUGAAAGCAGCACUGAAGUCCAACCCCUCCCAUCUGAGAGAGCUCAACCUGAGUGAAAAUGACAACCUGCAGGAUUCAGGAGUGAAGCAUCUGUGUGGUUUCCUGGAGAGUCCAGCAUGUGGACUUGAAACUCUGAGAUUGGAGGGCUGUGUUUUGUCAGAGAUCAGCUGUGAUUAUCUGGCAGCAGCACUGACAUCCAACCCCUCCCAUCUGAGAGAGCUGAACCUAUGGAGAAAUGACCUCCAGAUUCCAGGUGUGAAGCAGCUGACUGAUCUUAAGGAGAGUCCAGACUGCAGACUGGAGACUCUGAAGUGGAGCUGAUGAUGGUAAACAGGACAGUGUCUGUGCUGAAAGAGAAUGAGAGGUUGAAGCCACAGCAGCCUGUGUGUAGAGACGCUCUGACUGGGCCAUGUUACUGGGAGGUGGAGUGGAGAGGAGAGCUUCAUCCAGCAGUGACUGACAAAGGAAUGAGAAGAAGUGUAGAUGACUGAACUGAGUGAACUUCUCUGACAACAGCUCCACUGUCAGACACAAUGUAGAGUCCAGCAUCAUCCCUGUGUCGCCCUGGAUCUUACAGAGGAUCAUCAGUGUAUCUGGACUGCUCUGUCCUUCGACAGUCUCUGCAUAGUCUCUGUCUGACACUGGUUUCAGAUCCUCCUGGAUCAAACUCACCUGGAAAGGCUUUCAAACAACUUUGAAU
This is a messenger RNA of Pelmatolapia mariae (spotted tilapia), 3668 nucleotides long. Its product is annotated as NACHT, LRR and PYD domains-containing protein 12-like. The record is from RefSeq and is a predicted model, not a curated record. Lineage: Eukaryota; Metazoa; Chordata; Actinopteri; Cichliformes; Cichlidae. Bases 113 to 3289 code for a protein of 1058 amino acids. The transcript has 12 exons. Gene Ontology annotation, biological process: intracellular signal transduction. Gene Ontology annotation, molecular function: protein binding.